Molecule: messenger RNA, 1077 nt
Organism: Puma concolor (puma)
Lineage: Eukaryota; Metazoa; Chordata; Mammalia; Carnivora; Felidae
Source: RefSeq, a predicted model, not a curated record
AUGAAUUUGAUGGUGGAUUUCCAGGACGUUUCUAGUCCACUGGAAGAUUCUAACAGUCAUACUCCUCCCCUGAAGACUCGAGGAAAGGUGAAAGUUAAAGAGAUUAGUGGGGCUAAAAUCGGUAAAUCCAGAAAUUCAGUACUUUUCAAAGGUUCAAAGUCAUCCAAGGGAAGAAGGAAUUGCUUUUCUGUCCUGAAUCAGUGGAGACCAGACCCGGCAGCAAGAAAAGAAGAAACCAGAAUCCCAUUCGUGCAGAUGGAUAACCAGUUCUCUCCUGGGAAAGGCGCCUGUGGCUGUGGCGUGAGUCUUCUCUGGUUCCUUCUGUUCUAUGAUGACCCCAAGACCCACCCGUGUAUAAGCGUCAGUGAGAAGAACUACAUCUUGUCAUCCCUCAACCAGCAGCAGAGCAGCUCAAGAACACGGUCUCUGCCGAUCAAGGCUAUGAUUAAGUCUCUCCCACUCUGGGCCAUUGUUUUCGGUUCUUUUGCUUUCCACUGGACAAACAACAUCGUGCUUUUCUACACCCCGACGUUUGUCGACUCCAACCUUCAUGUGAAUGUAAAAGAGAAUGGGCUGCUGUCAGCCUUCCCCUAUUUGUUUGCGUGGAGCUUUGGUAUCCUGGCAGGUCACGCUGCAGACUUCUUCCUGUCCAGGAAUAUUCUCCGCCUCAAUAGCAUCCGGAAGCUCUUCAGCACACUAGGACUCUUCCUGCCUCCCUUCUUCGGUCUGUGCCUGGUUCACCUGAGUUUCACCUUCUACAGCACCAUCGUUUUCCUGAUACUUACUGGUUCCACAGGAAGCUUUUGUAUGGCCGGACUACUUAUAAAUGUCUUGGAUAUUGCUCCCAGUUAUUAUGGAUUUCUUAAGGGAGUUACAAAUGUAAUUGGAAUGAUAGGAGGACUAAUUUCUUCCAUUCUGUGUGGAAUGAUCCUGAAUGAGAAUCCAGAAUCUGGCUGGUUUAAAAUCUUCUUCCUGACGGCAGGUGUUAAUGUGACAGGCCUACUUUUCUGUCUCAUAUUUGGGAAAGCAGAAAUUCAGGACUGGGAUACAGACAGACCAGAACAAACACGCCUCUGA